AGGUGGCAACUUUUGGCAAAGAAUGCCGCAUUUUUUACGUAAAACUUAUUUGCCGUAAAUGCAACAAGUUCCCAUGCUGUACUACUCGACAACUUGAAUCUUUGGACCAGAAAAACUUACUAUAUAAAGAAGCAGGAUCACCAGCAGGAGCAUGAUCUACACCACCACGCUGCUGUCCUCGCGAGGCGGCCUCAUCGGCUCGCUGAUCAACAAAGUCAGGCAAGUUGUAGCCAAAGAUUGGCCACCCAGUGAUCCAUCUCGUGCCAAUGACACCGACCACAGACCCCUCACACCCCCUAGGCCCCUAGCCGCCGCCAGCAUCAGUAACAGUCCAGUGGUCCAGUCGAAAACGCUGGAGGAGCAGGUGGGCCUGCCACCGCGUCCCAAGAAACCGCUGACCCCCUACUUCCGUUUCAUGCGCGAGCAGCGGCCCAAGCUGGUAGCCGCCAAUCCCAAGAUCACCACCAUCGAGGUUGUGCGUCAGUUAUCCAAGGACUGGUCUGACGCUGAUGUCCAGUUGAAGGAUCGCCUGCAGGCCGCGUUCAAGAAGGACCAGCAGAUCUACAUGGAGCAGCGCACCAAGUACGAUGCAACCCUCACGGACGAACAGCGAGCGGAGAUCAAGCAGCUCAAGCAGGACGUCGUGGACGCCAAGGAGCGGCGACAGCUGCGCAAGCGCGUCAAGGAACUCGGGCGGCCCAAGAAGCCGGCUUCCGCCUUCCUGCGUUUCAUCGCCAGCGAGCGCACCAAUACCCCGCAAGAUCCCAAGCAAACCUACCGCGAAUGGCACCAAAAGACCACGGCCAAGUGGACCCGCCUUCCCGACUCCGAGAAGGAGGUCUAUAUGCAGGAGUCGCGCAAGGAGAUGGAGUUAUACAAAAAAGCGAUUACUGUUUGGGAGGAGAAAAUGAUCCGUCUUGGCCACAUCGACGUGGUGCGUCACGGCAAUCUGAUCGACCCGCCAGAGCCAAAAACUCGCAAAACGCAGGCCGCCAAAGAGAAAUAGUGCUAGCUGCUUGACCCGCCUUCCGCCAUCACAAAUUUCAUAGAUCACACUUCAUUCUGUUUAUUCGUUUUUCUUCUUUCAUCGAAAAUUGUUAGGGUUAAGGCAUUAAAAAUUAAAUGCUAGCCCGCAUAAGUUUAACUUAGAAUUCUUUGUUCCUGCUGUUAGUUUUACGAAUGGUACAUUUAGUAAUUUUUCUGAACUAUGUAAAUAGUUUCAGCAUUAAAUACAGAGUUUUUGACAAAA
Drosophila rhopaloa is the source of this 1249-nucleotide messenger RNA. It is a transcript of the gene TFAM, whose product is annotated as transcription factor A, mitochondrial. Gene Ontology annotation, molecular function: transcription cis-regulatory region binding. The coding region runs from base 152 to 1006 and encodes 284 amino acids. NCBI's taxonomy places the organism in Eukaryota, Metazoa, Arthropoda, Insecta, Diptera, Drosophilidae. The transcript has 2 exons. The record is from RefSeq and is a predicted model, not a curated record.